CGAAGGUUACGUAUGCAUUGUUUGUUGGUCCGCUCACUUUAUUACUUCACGUCACGUCGCUCUGCUUCUCUCUCAAGAACAUCCGACCUCUCUCUUCAACCAAGCUCUAUCGUUGAACAGCUCUGCUUACCUCGAGAGACUUGUUAGCUUCGCCAGCUGCAACAAUGGCUGCAAAUCAGUACUACGGAGGCCAAGGAGGCUACGAACAACAAGGCGGAUAUGGAGGAGGCUAUGGCGGCGGAGGUGGCAACCACAGUGGUGGAGGCGGCAACUAUGGUGGCGGAUACGGCGACAACAGACCUCCUCCACCACAAGAUGUGCCUUACCCAUGGAGAGCAGAGUGGGAUGCCAGAGACGGCCGCUACAUCUUCGUCAACCCAGAGAACGGCGAGCGAACUUUCGAAUUUCCUCGUAGAAGCGGAGGACAUAAUGCAGGACCAGGACCAGCGUAUGAUGGAGGCUAUGGUGGCGGACCCCACGGCGGCCCAUCAGGCCCCGGCGGCUACGAGCGUCCAGGCCCCCAAUACCAACAACACCAAGGCGGCAGCGGCUACCCAAUGGGUCCCCAAGGUGGCUCUUCACACCACGAAGAAGAAGAGCACAAGAAGAAAUCCGGCCACGGCUGGCUAGGCAUGGCAGCAGCCGCAGCCGCAGGUAUUGCCGGCGGAGCUCUUCUCAUGCACGAAGGCGAGAAAGUCAAAGAAGACUGGGAAGAAGAUAAAUACUCCGCCGAAAACAAAUUCAACGAAUUUGGUCGAGAUGUCGAAAACGCGCCGGAGAAUGUUGCAGGUUGGACGGGAGAGAAAGUGGGUGAGAUGGAGGAGUUUCCGGAUAGAGUGGAAAGAAGGUGGGAUGAUGCUGUGGAUGAUGUGGAAGAUGUGCCUGAGCGGGUUGAGAGGAAGUGGGAUAAUGCGGUUGAUGAUGUGGAAGAUGCUCCGGAGCGUGUAGCGGGUUGGAUGGGAGAUAAAGUAGGCGAGGUGGAGGGUUAUGGAGAUCGUAUUGACGAUGCUUAUGAUCAAGGAAGAGCUGAGGGACGGUAUGAUGGGGAAUACGGAGAUGGUGGCAGAGACGAUGACAGAUGGUAAAGUGGUCGUUCAAAGCCGGAUGAUCUCUACGAAUCCUAUGAGCACGGCAAUGGAGGAAAGUUCGGAAAGCGAGGUAUACCUAUUCCCCUUCAGACAUUUGCGAUCGAAAAUGGAAUGUCAAUUCUCUCUUCAACGACGCUACUCAAGGGUAGAGAAUGGCAGCAAUAGAA
This is a messenger RNA of Cercospora beticola, 1255 nucleotides long. RefSeq lists its product as uncharacterized. The record is from RefSeq and is a predicted model, not a curated record. NCBI's taxonomy places the organism in Eukaryota, Fungi, Ascomycota, Dothideomycetes, Mycosphaerellales, Mycosphaerellaceae. Gene Ontology annotation, molecular function: protein binding.